AGGAAGAAAAGCCGACCACCGAGCCUGCACGCGAGAAACGCAAGGAACAUGCGUUUCUGCUCAGCCUGGCUGUGAGGCCGUUUUUGCAUCCAUCGGGUCAGGCCCAGUUAAUGCAGGGUGCCAAACAUUCAGUAUUUGCAUGGCGGGUGCGAGCCAGAUGCAAUACGAGAAACCAAACACGCCCAUAGUUCUUUCAGCCAGAUCGUCUAAAAAAAAGGUUCUUUCAGCCAGAUUUUGCUUUGCUCCAGCUACGGGCGCGAUUCUAAAAGAAAAAAAGAAAAGAAAAGAAGCUACGGGCGUUACACUCACCACUCCACUCCACGCUCCUCGGUUCCCCCGCUGCGGAGAAGACAGAUAGCAGCGCCGCCGACCUCGCUCCCCUCCCCGCCCCGCCCCGCCCCGCCGUUGGAGAAGCUGGGGGCUGCCGCGGCACCUCCAAGGCUUCCGCUCGCUCCCAUCUCAUCUGGAGUGGAGAGGGCUGGAGGGGAUACAUUCAGCUUCAGUCUGUGCCUCAUCUCUUCCCCUUGCAUUAUUGUGCCUUGCCAUACAUCAUUUUUUCACUGCUGUUGAGACCUGAAUAAGCAUGCUGGUCAAAUGGAGCACCUUCGCAUCCUGCCCCCUCGAUGCUUUUCGCCCGUUCAUCAUAGUGCUGUUGGCGGCUGCGUACAUCCAUGUGCCAGCCACUGCUAUUGUUGCUGUUCCAAGUUCUCAUUGUUAUACCUUCGACAGUGAUAGCCACCUUGUUGACUUCACACACCUGUCCGGGAAGAAUUUUGAAUACAACGAGGAGGGCUCAGUAACUUCUGACUUGGUUGUCCAGUUAUGCAAAGAUGUUCAGAGAAGGUCUCAGGCGGGUGGUUUCAUUGAUUUUGGCCGCUUUACCAAUCAUCGCUCUUUUGAGACUGGUUCAAAGCCGGUUGACUACAUCCAGAGAUUUUACAAUGGUGAUUUAGCGAAAUGUGAAACUACGUUUGAAGAGAUGGGCCGUACUGCACAGGUCAACAUUAUGUGUGGACGAUGCUCAAAUAAAGUAUGCAAAGAUGAACAUGGAUGCAUUUGCAGCGUAUCCUAUGAUGAAAGGAUGUGCAGGACGGUUGUUGAGCUAGCCAUUCCUUGUCCUAAAAGAGGCCCAAGAGUUUUUAAGGGUUUCACUGUGGGCUUCCACCCCAGGUCAUCCGAAGUGGUUUACAAUGGAUUGACUCAACUGGGAUUCGAACAACUUCAUCAUGGGUUUAGCUUUCCAAGUGAGCAGAUUCACGUGUCUUUAUAUCUUAGCGCCAUGUCUUCUCUCGCAGACCUAGUUGGAAAACCUACCUUCAGGGUUAAUCCGAUGAAAGGGCUUGAUGUUAUGCUUACAGGAUCAGGGGCCAAUGGUGCCGUGCCUACUGCCCUGUCUCCAACAGUUCUGAAUGUGAAUUGGAUAUGUGAAAUCAUUCGAAGCAAUCCAUAUGUGGUGAAUGUUUCAAUCCCAGUGGCGGGCUACGAUCCAAUCGAAUUCACGCUUACCAAAGAAUGUGGUUACACACAAGAAAAAGAGAGUGAUUCUAUGAGAGGGUGGGCAACAUUUGGAAUCAUCUCUUGCAUAUUCAUUGUCUUUUCGAGCCUACUUUGUUGUGGGGGGUUCAUCUACAGAAGUCGUGUAGAGCAUCAGGAUGGUUUACAUGCACUGCCUGGGAUGACUACCGUGUCUGCCUUUCUGGAUGCUGUUGGAAGACCAAGAGGCUACCUGAGAGCAGGUGAUCCUAGUGGAAAUCAUUCAAGCCAAGUAUCAUGGGAGAACACUUCUGUUACCACACCAGCAGCACAGAGGACAAAUGAUGGAAGAUAUGGGACAAUAUGAGCCAUGCUUAGUUUUGUGGAAUUUGUCUUGUAGAAUGAUGGUAUCAGCUGCACCUACUACUCCAAAUGAUCCUUGGUCGAUGGGACAAGUGGAAGGAAAAGCGUAUCAAGUAAUUUUGAGGAUACCCUACAAAGAAAAAAGUAAUUUUGAGGAGACAUUGAAUUGCAUGGCAAUAUAUGCCAAAGGAGCACGUAGUAAAUUGUUAAUGUUAUCAUGUGCGUGCAUGUCACCUCAGCCAGGACGAACUGAGGUUAGGUAAGGCCUGGACUUGCAUUGACGUGCUGAUAGGACGACAUGUGGGGGGGUACUACUAGUAGAAGAAACAAGCCGUGUCUGACUGUCCGGCAUUAAAGGGCGCGCCGGAAAUUCUGGUUAUACUGGCCGGCGUGUGCUCUGCUCUGCCUGCUUCCGACGGCGCGGCUUCUUGGGAGAGUUAAGACCAAUAAUUCACAAGGGUAUGUAGGAGACGAAAACAAAGUUAGCUACUAGUACGAGACACUGCACCACAUCUUGUGGGCUGCGUUUUUGCGCGUAUUACCUGGCACGAAACCCCGACGACCCUAGCUCCGGACGGCUCCGUCGACUACUUCAACUGGCUCUCCUCGGCUCUUUUGCUCACCCCGACAUCUCGGCGACGAAGACUAGCCACUAUUGCAGCGCUCACGGCCUGGUCGAUCUGGCAUCACCGGAACGCCGCCAUCUUUGACAAGAUCACACCGUCUGCCCUUGCUCUUAUUCAGGCAAUCAAAGACGAAGCUCGCGCCAAGGCCGCGGCAGGAGUUCGAGGGAUGAACACACAAACGCUUGUAACCUAAGCCCGUAGCUUGUUUGGGGCUGAGCAACCCCAUUCCUUCUGCUCCACCGGGUGUCGCGGGCUCGCCAUUCGUGUGUACGAGGCCACGGCAUCCACCCUUGUAAUUGCUUCUUUCCCUCUAUCAAUGCAAUGAUA
Molecule: messenger RNA, 2789 nt
Organism: Triticum aestivum (bread wheat)
Lineage: Eukaryota; Viridiplantae; Streptophyta; Magnoliopsida; Poales; Poaceae
Exons: 19
Coding region: 584-1840 (418 amino acids)
Source: RefSeq, a predicted model, not a curated record